AAUGGUAAAACUAUUUGUACAAAAAAUAAAAAUAUUAAUCGGAAAUAAAUCCAAAGACAAGAAAUUGCACAAAUUAUGAGCUACUUUAUAACCAAUGAUUAUGGUAAAAAUCAAUAUGAAAAAGUUGGUGAAAUUCGAACUCAAUCAACACUACAUCCAGCUUUUAUUGGGCUUAUUUUUUUGAGUUUCUGCAUGAUAUUUAUAAUAUUAUCACUAUGGAAUAUUGAUAAUACAAUAAAUCCAAAAAAUAACACUUAUGUAUUUUACUUAAAGUCAAAACGUUCACUUUUACAUACAGUAUCAAACAAAUUUUUAUCAUUUGGUCUUGAUACAUCUUUACUUCGUGAUAUAAAAAAUCUUCCAAUUAAAAAUAAUAAAUUUAUAAAUUUAGUUCAAUAUCUUGCACCAGCUUAUAUUCGAAUAGGAGGUACAUCUGCUGAUUGUUUAUAUUUUAAUCAGACAAUAAGGAUAAUUUCUGAAAAAGUAAUUAAUCCAGUGGAUGGGCAAGAUAUAACUAAUUUUACAAUUAAUGAAAAAGAUUUUGAAAAUUUAUAUAAUUUUUCAAUAAAAUCAAAAUUACGAAUGAUAUUUGAUUUAAAUGUAUUAAUUAGAAAUAUUAAUGGCUCUUGGGAUGAUAUUAAUGCUAAAAAUAUAAUUUCAUUUGCCAAAAAUAAAAAUAUGAAAAUAGAUUGGCAACUAGGAAAUGAACCAAAUUCUUUCCAUCAUGUAUUUAAUAUAAAUAUUACUGCAAUUCAACUUGCAUAUGAUUAUCAUCAAUUAAGGCAAUUAUUAAAUGAAAUAGGAUAUAGUAAAAGUCUUCUUGUGGGUCCAGAAGUAAAUCAUGUAGGAGAUACAAAUCAUAUGGGAGAACAUUAUGCAAAAACAUUUUUAAAAAAUGAUAAAAAUAGUAUAAACUAUGUCACUUGGCAUCAGUAUUAUUUUAAUGGAAAAGAAGCUCAAUUAAUUGAUUUUAUAAAUAUUUCAAAUUUUAAUUAUUUGCCAAAACAAAUUAAAUCUAUGCAAGAAGCAAUUCAAUCAUCAGGAAAAAUUAUUCCUAUGUGGUUAUCAGAAACAAGUACAGCUUAUGGUGGAGGUGCUCCAGAAUUGUCAAAUAGAUUUGUGGCUGGAUUUCUAUGGCUUGAUAAAUUAGGAUACAGUGCCAGUACAGGAUUAAAUACUGUUAUUAGACAAUCAUUGUUUGGUGGAAAUUAUGCUAUGAUUGGACCUGAUCUUAUACCAAAUCCAGAUUGGUGGGUUAGUGUAAUUUAUAAACAAUUUGUUUCAGAAAAAGUAUUAGAAUUAUCAUCAACAUCUUUUGAUUAUUUACGACUUUAUGCACAUUGCACUCCUGAGAAAUCAUGGAUUGAUAAAAUUGUAGCAAUCACAAUAUAUGGAAUUAAUUUGUAUAAAUAUUCUGUUAAUGUUACUAUUCAAGGAAUUCCUAUAUUUCAUAAAAAUUCUAAGGUUUUUUUGUAUGCACUCACUUCUAAUAAUUUACAAUCAAGAGAUAUAAAAAUAAAUGGAAAAGUAUUGAAAUUGCAAUCUAAUGGCAGUUUGCCAUUAUUUCAACCUAUAAUAUUAGAAUCCACACAAUUAAUUACUUUACCAUCUUAUUCCAUGAUAUUCAUUGUAAUACAUGGCGCAUAUGUUCCAGCAUGUCAUACAUAAAUAUAUAAUGAUAAUAAUAAAUUUGAUGAAAUUUUA
Molecule: messenger RNA, 1704 nt
Organism: Apis cerana (Asiatic honeybee)
Lineage: Eukaryota; Metazoa; Arthropoda; Insecta; Hymenoptera; Apidae
Product: heparanase
Cellular component (GO): extracellular matrix; membrane
Molecular function (GO): hydrolase activity, acting on glycosyl bonds
Source: RefSeq, a predicted model, not a curated record